CUUUUGAUCGCAGAACAAGUCACUAGUCGGGAAUCACUGCGUAGUUGCUAAUUUUGUUGGUUUCUAGUAGGACCUAACUUAAUUGUAUCAGGCAACCCAGCUCGCUUUAAAGACUGUGGUCUGGCCCAGACGCUAAUGCCGGGAAGGAGUUGUGACUUGCUUGAUUUGAUUUGGUGCUGUUGUUGGCGAUGGGAUAGAAUCAGGCUGAUGAGUCCUAUACAGUGUACAAUUGCAGUCGUGAUCUCGCAGUUAAGAUGUCCCUGUUUAGUCGAUUCUUUUAUCGAAGGCCUCCUGAUGGCUUGUUGGAAGUUGUUGACAGAGUAUACGUUUUUGAUUCAUGCUUUUCGACAGAAGUUUUACGAGAGGGAAUGUACCAUAUCUACUUGCAUGAAAUUAUUACUGAGCUUCAUGAAGAAUAUUCGGACUCCUCAUUUCUUGCCUUCAACUUCCGAGAAGGAGAAAAGAGGAGCCAGUUUGCUGAAAUUCUGUGUGAAUACGAUGUCACUGUCCUGGAUUAUCCACGGCAGUAUGAAGGUUGUCCCCUUCUUCCGUUGUCUUUAAUUCAGCAUUUCUUGCGUGUUUGCGAGAAUUGGCUUUCUAUUGGGAAUCAUCAAAAUAUUAUCUUGCUUCACUGCGAGAGGGGUGGUUGGCCACUGUUGGCAUUUCUCUUAGCUAGCUUCCUGGUUUUCAAAAAGCUGCACAUUAGUGAGCAGAGGAUUCUUGAAAUUGUCCAUCGGGAAGCUCCCAAGGGUUUUUUACAGCUUUUGUCCCCUCUGAACCCAUUCCCAUCUCAGCUUCGUUACUUGCAUUAUGUAGUGCGGAGAAACAUCUCCCCUGAAUGGCCACCUUCAGAGCGGGCUCUUUCCUUGGAUUGUCUCAUUCUUCGAGCAAUUCCAAGCUUCGACUCCCACAAUGGAUGUAGGCCAAUGAUCCGUAUUUUUGGUCGAAACCUACUCAGCAAGGAUGGACUUUCAACUCAGAUGCUGUUCUCCUUGCCCAAGAAGAACAAAGCCCUUCGGCAUUACCGACAGGUGGAAUGUGAUGUGAUCAAAAUUGACAUACAAUGUUUGGUUCAAGGGGAUGUUGUAUUGGAGUGCCUCCAUGUAGACAUGGACUCGGAAAGGGAAAUCAUGAUGUUCCGCGUAAUGUUCAAUACUGCUUUCAUCCGAUCCAACAUUCUGAUGCUGAAUUCUGAGGACUUGGACAUUCUUUGGGAUGCAAAGGAGCGAUAUCCAAAAGGCUUUCGGGCUGAGGUUCUCUUUGGUGAGGUCGAGAGUAUAUCUCCUCAUAGAGCUCCAAUUGAAACUUUAAAUGGUGAAGAGAAAGGUGGAUUACCCAUUGAAGCUUUUUCUAGGGUUCAAGAGCUCUUCAGUGGUGUUGAAUGGGUUGAUAGUGAUGGGGAUGCUGCUUUAUGGUUACUAAAGCAAAUCUCUGCAAAUGCUUUACAAGAAAAAUUUGAAAAACUAAUUCUAGGUGAUGUGAAAGAGCUGUCAAGACUGCAGAGUAAGGUGAGUGUAGAAACAUCGCCAACAGACUCUGAGGAAGAAAAUGAUUAUUCAAAGACUGCUAGCAUGGAUCUUAUAGAAUCUGAAACCAUUCCAUAUGCAAAAUUUGAAGCCACACCGAUUAUGAAUUCCCUUGAUGAUCUUGUAGCUCAAGACAUUGAAUUAGAAGAUGUUACAAUUCCACAAGACUUUGUUUCCCAGCCUUCUGAUUUUCCAACUCAAACUUCAGUACCAAGUCCAGUUUGUUCUAUGCUUCCACAUUUUCAAAGCUGUGGUACCCCUGCUACAGAUUCUGCUCCACCGCAUCCAUCACCACCACCACUGCUUUGUCUAUCAUCUCGACUUGAAACUCUGGAAAACAAUGAUGCAACUAAACCACUCCCAAGCCCUUCACCAUCUUUUCCUGCAAUUGAGAAUGGAUUAGCUCCAAAUUCUCCUGCAACACAGCCUCCAGGUGGAGUAACUACACCCCUACCUCCACUCUCAUCCCUACCAUCACCCCCACCUCCUCCUUUGGUGAUCACUAAUUGUGUUCAACCCAUGACGACACCUUCACCCACUGUUUCUUGUAGACAGCCCCCUCCGCCGCCACCUCCUCCACCCCUAACUUGUGUAUCUCUUAAAGUUCCAGCUGCAUCAUAUUCUCCUUCCCCUCUUAUUAGGGACCCUCUGCCACCUCCACCACCUCUACCGUUUUAUUCUGGGAGAGAUGCUUUAACAUCGCUUACUCCUCAGCCCUCUAUUUCUGAUGUAAAUCCUCCAUUGCUUCCUCGCCCUCCCUCUCCUGUUUCUGAUAAAGAUGCAUCAUCAGCCUCUAGCUCACCUGCUCCCCUUGUUUCUGGUAGAGAUUCUCCUGCACGUCCACCACCACCCAUGCCUCCGCCUCCGCCUCCGCCUCCAUCAUCCCUUUCUACUUCUACAAGAGGCCUUUCUCCUGUGCCUUCUGGUGAUGUCUCUAAUAGAUGCCCACCACCUCCGCCUCCACCUCCCCCGAAAAUUUCUAGUAACAAUCCGUACGAGCGGCCCCCUCCACCUCCACCACCUCCCUCUGGUUCUGGUAGUUUUAUUCAUCGACCACCACCUUGGCAUAAUUCAUCUAAUAAUGCUCCUUUGCCGCCACCGCUGCCUUCUAUGAGAUCAGGCAAUUUGGCUCCUCCUCCACCUCCUCCACCUCCUCCACCUCCCAUAACUUCUAGUGGUUCUGCUCCUCCCGUUCCACCCCCGCCUCCCAUAACUUCUAGUGGUUCUGCUCCUCCUGUUCCACCCCCACCUCCCAUGGGAUCUACCCGACAAGUUUCAAUCCCUCCACUUCCACCACAAGCAAAGGGUCCCCCCCCACCCCCUGGCGGAAAGUAUUUUAGUGCGCCACCUCCUCCCCCACCAUCUAUUGGAAGGGGAAGAGCCUCAUCAGCACCAGUUUCUGUAAGCUAUGGAAGAGGUCGUGGUGCCCCCAAUGUAGCUAAGAAAGCUUCUUUAAAGCCAUUACACUGGGUAAAAGUUACUCGGGCAAUGCAAGGUAGCUUAUGGGCUGAUUCCCAGAGACAAGAAAAUGAGUCCAGGGCCCCUGAAAUAGAUAUUUCAGAACUUGAAAGUCUGUUUUCAGCUAAUUCUGAAGGGAGUGGCAAGGACAGGGGUGGAAUUCGACGGGGUUCAAACAUCAACAAACCAGAGAAAGUGCAAUUGGUACUGACAUGUUUUACUGAGUAUUCAAAUGACAUUGAUGGACUAGAAGUGGUUGCUUCUUGCUUAUACCCUGUUUUCAGGGGUAUAAAUCAAGCAUUUUCUUGUGCAGUUUUUGACUAAACAAUAUGUUAAUUGUCCUAAUUUUUUAAUGUGAACAGUUGUCUCAUUCUUUG
Messenger RNA from Telopea speciosissima, 3361 nucleotides. RefSeq names its product formin-like protein 14. The transcript has 7 exons. The record is from RefSeq and is a predicted model, not a curated record. Bases 255 to 3308 code for a protein of 1017 amino acids. Lineage: Eukaryota; Viridiplantae; Streptophyta; Magnoliopsida; Proteales; Proteaceae.